AAGUCGCCUGCUCCCGGUGCUUCCACUUCAAAAUCAAGUUUCCCUUAAACCUCUUCCUCGCUGUGCAUCCGAUUCCCGAAAUAAUGGCGACAACGCAGCUGCCGAUACAGCACUACAUGUGGGCCGUUGGCCAUUUCAUCUUGUUACUGUCUUCCUUGCGCUACUUCAUGGCAUGGGUCUUGUUCCGAGGCCCAUCUGCUUGGUGGUACAAAACGGCUUUCUUGGGAGCGCUGAUUAGCUAUGCGAUAGUGUGCCAAAAAUCUCUAGGGACACCACAACCCAACCUAGCAUGGGUCAAGAAAGCAUUGCUCGAUGAGAACGUGCAAUACUUCAUCCUGGCCUUCUUCUGGUGGAAUUCCAAACCGAUAGCCAUCGCUUUGUUUCCCUAUGCUAUCUUCUCUUUGUUCCAUGCCUUGACCUUCACGCGUACUACGCUGCUCCCACAAUUGCUUCCAGCCGGCCCUCCUGCUACAGCAGGUGGGCAGCCUACUCCUCACCCUCUCGCGAAACGGAUUCACCUCUUUGUGAAAUCCAACUAUAACCCCGCCAUGAAAGCGGUCUCUUUCAUCGAAUUGCUCAUCAUGGCACGUGUAACCAUUGGUGCUCUCCUGCUGCAAAAUUCGUUCUUCACGCCAGUCGUCUAUGCUCACUUCCUUCGUCAACGCUACUAUCAGUCUGCCUUCACUCGCGAAGCGGUUGCGAUUAUUAGCGCUCGCGUCGAUGGAUACGUCAACAAGCCUAGCAAUCCCCCGGUGAUUGCUCAAGUCUGGAGUCAAUUGAAAUUCUACCUCUCACGCUGGGUUGGAACCACGUUGGCCCAACAGCCAGCAGGAGGUGCUCGGGCUCAGUGAAGGAGCUUUGGAGGUUGCUACAGUCUGUAGGGCGUGUCUGUCGAACUGUUUUUUAAACUAUGCUAAAUCGUGUCUUCUCCUGUUGUCGGUGACCAUAGCUAGAUGCUGGACUUGGUUUCACUUGUUGUUACAAUCCACUAAUUAUGCAUUGGAUGUCGCUUGCUUGAAAGUUGAGAAACCAUUAUAUAUGAAGUGACGUCACGCGUAGACCUAGAGUGCAAUGGAGCUACUGUCACU
This is a messenger RNA of Somion occarium, 1088 nucleotides long. The record is from the annotation of a GenBank genome assembly. NCBI's taxonomy places the organism in Eukaryota, Fungi, Basidiomycota, Agaricomycetes, Polyporales, Cerrenaceae.